This is a messenger RNA of Pseudocercospora fijiensis CIRAD86, 1427 nucleotides long. RefSeq lists its product as uncharacterized. Gene Ontology annotation, biological process: positive regulation of mRNA splicing, via spliceosome. Gene Ontology annotation, molecular function: RNA binding. Gene Ontology annotation, cellular component: nucleolus; U12-type spliceosomal complex. The record is from RefSeq and is a predicted model, not a curated record. Bases 42 to 1217 code for a protein of 391 amino acids. The transcript has a single exon. Lineage: Eukaryota; Fungi; Ascomycota; Dothideomycetes; Mycosphaerellales; Mycosphaerellaceae.
CUCCACGCACAUCACCUUCGCCGAUCUCCCAUUUCGCCAACAUGUCCGGCGCGCGACACUGGGAGCAAGAUAAGGACAGUACGCUCUACAUCGGAAACCUCGACGAACGCUGCAGCGAUGCAUUAGUAUGGGAAUUGAUGCUUCAAGCUGGACCUGUGAUCAACGUGCAUUUGCCAAAAGACCGCGUCACGCAGUCGCACCAGGGCUAUGGCUUCGUCGAGUUUGGAAGUGAGGAUGACGCAGAUUACGCAGUCAAGAUCAUGAACCAGAUACGACUCUGGGGCAAACCCAUUCGAGUCAACAAGGCCUCUGCAGAUAAAAGAGGCGGCGAGAAUGGCGCAGGAUUGGGAGGCGGACAGGGAGUCGGCGCAGAACUUUUCGUGGGUAACCUGGACAGCAUGGUAGACGAGAAGGUCCUAUACGACACAUUCUCACGAUUUGGUCCUCUCCUCGCAACACCAAAGGUUGCACGAGACGAUGCAAACCUCAGCAAAGGCUACGGCUUCAUAUCCUACUCCACCUUCGAGUCUUCUGACGAAGCCAUCGAACAUAUGCAUGGGCAAUUCCUCAUGAACAAGGAGAUCACAGUACAAUACGCCUACAAGAAGGAUGGAAAGGGUGAACGACACGGAGACGCAGCAGAACGAGCGCUGGCAGCACAAGCAAGAAAGCACGGCGUGGAAGUACAAAUCCCAGCUCUGCCCGCAGCACUGGUCAUGCCGAGCAACACUCCUUCUGCUCCAGCCGCUAUGAACGGCGGAUAUCCAGGCGUCGUACCAACUGGCAUGCCACCACGACCCACACCGCAACCUCCUCCGGCAUACGCAGGGUAUGGAGGGUACGGCGCUCCUCCAACACCAACAGGCUUCGGCCAACUCCCCACGCCAACCAUGACAGGAACAAUCCCGAAUGGUAGCUAUCAACAUCCUCCACCUCAACCUCCUCCACCAAGUCGUCAAUACAACCAAUCACCACUCCAAGCACCACCUUCAAACGCAGGACUACCAGCUCGCCCGCCACCUUCUCAUGGUGGGUAUGGAGGUCCUCACAAUUUACCUGGAAUGCAACAGCCAUUUCAAGGUCAGGGUGGCCCUCCACCACCUCCUGCAGGUUUCCCCGGUGCGCCGCCGUCAGGUCUGCCUCCUAUGCCGAACAUGCCGCAAGGUUUCAGACCACCGCCGCCUCCUGCGGGCUUUCCGUCGGGUGGAUCACGAUAGGGUCGUGGAUCUCAUUCUAGACAGAGUUCCAGGAGUAGUCGGAGUGGGAGCGAGGGACCGAGAUAUUAUGAGUGAGUGAGGCGGGCAUUCAAGUCUGAAAAUUAGCGAGGCGUUGUGGAUUGGGAAGGGAAAGGAACUGCAUGAAAACGGCGUUGACCGAAAGUAGCAUAUGGGAUUGCAGAACACGCGCUCUCACGCGCCUUUUUUUUC